Messenger RNA from Parus major (Great Tit), 5726 nucleotides. RefSeq names its product proton-coupled amino acid transporter 1-like. Gene Ontology annotation, molecular function: amino acid:proton symporter activity; L-proline transmembrane transporter activity; L-alanine transmembrane transporter activity. Bases 448 to 1683 code for a protein of 411 amino acids. Lineage: Eukaryota; Metazoa; Chordata; Aves; Passeriformes; Paridae. The record is from RefSeq and is a predicted model, not a curated record. Gene Ontology annotation, cellular component: vacuolar membrane. The transcript has 10 exons. Gene Ontology annotation, biological process: proton transmembrane transport; proline transmembrane transport; glycine transport.
AAGUUAGGAAACUUUCCCGUCCCUGGCAAGAGCAAGCUGUUCCCUUGCAGCACACUGUGUGCGAGUUAAAAGCAGUUACACUUUCCUGGCCCAUCCACUUGACAGCCCUAGUCCCGAGUGCCAGAGCAGGGGACACAGUGCCAGCAUGUCCCCUCCUACCCCUCUGCCUGUGGUGUCAAACUCACCACCCUUAGAGCAGGGGUACGCAGCUCCUUUGCCUGACAUGAAGUUGGUCACAUCCAGGCUCUGCCUGCAGGAUCCUGACCCCAUUCUCUCUGGGUGUGCCCAAAACAUGGGCACGAGCCUGAAGGAAGAGCCAGUGGGAAUGUGCCAUGCACCUUUGACCUUAGGACAUGCCAACUCUGAUUGCUUGGGCGGGAGCAUGUGGCUGUAUAAAAGCCCUGGAGGAGACCUUGCUCUGGCAGUGUGAGCCAGUCUCUCUGCACAAUGGCUGACCCCAAAGAGCCUGGGAAUGGGGCUGUGGAGCUGGGCACCCCUAAUGCCGCUGCCCCCACAGGGACCAUGUCCACCCGGCGCCUCCGCAGUGAGGACUACAAUGACUACAGUUCCACAGACGUCACUCCGGAGGGGAGCCCUCCCGACGGCAUGAACGGCUUCGCACACCCCGAGUCCUACCAGCGCUUCGGGGAGACCAAUGGGACAACGUGGUACCAGACCCUGAUCCAUCUGCUGAAGGGGAAUAUUGGGACGGGGCUGCUGGGACUGCCUCUGGCUGUGAAGAAUGCUGGCAUCCUGCUGGGUCCUCUGAGCCUGCUGGUGAUGGGAGUCGUGGCUGUGCACUGCAUGGGCAUCCUGGUGAAAUGCGCCCAUCACUUCUGCAACAGGUUCCAGAAGCAGUUUCUGGACUAUGGAGGUGCUGUGAUGUACGGGCUGGAGGCAACUCCCAGUGCCUGCCUGAGGACACAUGCCAUCUGGGGAAGGCGUAUAGUGGGACUUUUCCUGAUCAUCACUCAGCUGGGUUUCUGCUGCGUGUACUUUGUCUUUCUGGCGGACAAUCUGAAACAGGUUGUGUCUGCUGCAAAUGGGACCACCAAUGACUGCAGCUCAAACAGGACAGUGGUGAUGACCCCCACCAUGGACUCUCGCCUGUACAUGCUUUCCAUCCUGCCUUUUGUGGUGCUGCUCACGUUUAUCCAGAACCUCAAGGUCCUCUCCAUCUUCUCCAUGCUGGCCAACGUGGCCAUGCUUGUCAGCCUUGUUGUGAUCUACCAGUACAUCGUCAGGGACAUUCCUGAUCCCAGAAACCUGCCUCUGGCAGCAGCCUGGAAGACCUACCCUCUGUUCUUUGGCACUGCAAUCUUUGCUUUUGAAGGCAUCGGUGUGGUGCUGCCUCUGGAAAACAAGAUGAAGAACCCGCGGCAGUUCCCAGUCAUCCUCUACGUGGGGAUGACCAUUGUCACCAUCCUGUACAUCAGCCUGAGUGUCCUGGGCUACCUGCGCUUUGGGGCCGACAUUCAGGCCAGCAUAACACUCAACCUGCCCAACUGCUGGCUGUACCAAGCUGUCAAGCUGCUCUUCUCCUUUGGGAUUUUCUUCACCUACGCCGUGCAGUUCUACGUGCCUGCCGAGAUCAUCAUCCCUCCCCUCGUGGCGCGGGUGUCGGAGCGCUGGGGCUGGCUGAUCAACCUGCUCCUCAGGGUGGCCCUGGUCUGUGUGACCUGAAGGAGAACCACUUCUCUGCCGUUGAUUGCAACCACGUCCAGACAGCCCCUGAACCCCCGUGUGACUCGCUGGGACUGCAGCGACUGCCGGAGGCCCCCAAAAAUCAGGUCUCGUCUGCCCUGGGAGAUCCUACAGGUCCCUGGCAGUUGGAGAGAGACAUUCCCCAGGCCAUCGAUGAGCAGGCGGACAGAAGCGUUCUUCACCUCCAGGAACACCGAGUGCCACUCGCCAUCGCUCACAAACCGUGAGGAGGAGAGGUUCCCAGGGGAGCUCCCCCGGCAGCUGUAGCCAAGCUGAGGCACUCCAUUAACCACCUGUGAAAUACAGAAGGUACAGGUAGCUGUGACAUGGGUGGCUGCUGUUUAUGAAGGAUCUCAACAUUUCUCGCGCUGCUUGUUCCCCUCUCUCCUGGCAUUCACACUGAGAUGACUCCCAUCUUUCUGAUUCCAAGAAGUACCAAAUGCAGCCCCUUUCACCUUUUUUUAACCUCUGCCUGGAUCAACUGAGUGACUGCAACCCCUUUAUUUUGCAAAACACCUUCAUCUCUCUGGCACUAUUUCACCCAUGGUCCUUCCUGGCAGCCUUUGACCAGCGUGCAAGAAGGGAAGCUCAUCUUUCCACAUAGCAGAGAGCAGAGCCAUGGGAUCAUACAGCUACUGCUGCAGCUGUUUGCCCUUUCUCCCACCUUCCUGAGCCUGAUCAGAGCCCUGGAAUUCAGACUAUCCAUAAGUGCACCACCACAGAUGGACUCUUGUUCUGGGCCACGUGGCUUUUGUUCUGUUCUCACUGUCUCAUUAGUGGUGGGGAAGGUGCUGGAGCAGCUGCCCCUUUGGCAGGAGUGAGGGUGGUAAAACAAUCUUAUUGAGGAGAAGCACUGGCAGAUUUCUCUGGAGGAGAAAGGAGGACUUGGGAAGCAGAGAAAGGAAUUACUCUUGUAGCCGUGCUGGAAAACCAUGCCAGAGUUACUGAUAUGUUCUGCAAUCCAGUCCUUGAUCUCCACCAGACUGGAGAGAGACAAGGUGUUGAGCUGCUGAAAGUGAACCACACCAACAUCUUCUGCAUUAAACUGGGACAUCAGAAAUUCCUAUUUCUGGCCCAAGAUUCAUCUUUAAAAGUCAUACAGGAGAGAGAAAGGAGAAGUUAGCUGUGUUGUUUCAGAAUGAAGUCAGGGUUAAACCCAUUUUUCACCUUUACCUCCCCAGUGCUUUGUUGAUAAAACCUCUCUCUCUCAGAAGCCAAAAGCCAAUGGAAAAGGAGAAAAGAGACGAAAUGAAGUGUUGGUGGGAAACCUGCAAAGCCUGCUGUGUAACAUCAAGCAAUUCAUCCCAGGCAGGAGAGAUGUCCAUGGGGGACAGCGAGGAGGGUUGAUUCUUGGAAGGGUUAGAAGAACAGGAAUGAUUAUGGGCUACACUGACUCUAGAGAAACCCACAUACAAUAUGAAGGUGCUACUCUGGAGAAGAGCAAGACAAAAGAUAACUCUUAGAGAAGCCCGUGGUAUAAAUAAAUACCAAUGAGAAGAGUGAGCAACUGCUGAAGGAAGAAAGAAGAAGCAGCUGGCACAUGCCAUGGAAGGGCCUCAGGGCAACACGUGUGUAAAUCCCUUUUCACAAUUGGCAAGCACACCAGAGAACUUUGUCACUUCAUCUGCAGGAACAUGAUUUCACUUCAGAUGGGUCUGUAGAUCUGGCUUAUCAAUUCUGGGGCUGGGAGACAGCUGAGAACUCGAUUCCCUGGAGCAAGAACUGACACACUGCCAAGCCUUUCCCAGUUUGCCUGGUCUGCCAUCCUCUUGCUGCAACCUAUUUCUGAACAUCAGGAGAGCUCAGAGACUGGAAAAGUGAUGAUAUGCAUGCUCUUGGGAGGGCUCAUCCUCUUUGUCAAAUCUACAAACCAUCACUUAUGGACCUUUCAAAGCUUUGGCUCAUAUCUGGAGUACUUCAGUCUACAAGGUUUGAAACCUUGAGGGAUUCCUUAUUUUUUAUCCAGCUAGGUGAUUUAGAAACCUUUUUAUCCCUAACAUACUGCUAAAAAAGCAAGUUGUGAAAAAAGUUAUUCACAGGCAUGUUUAUGGAGGAGGCUUUAUGAAUGUUUCCUAUGAAAAGCUUGUGGAGACAAGCUUGGGCACAGGAGAUUAUGGGCUCACUGAACUCCACCAAUAAUGAGCCUUUUCUCCCUUGAUUCUCUGUGCUGAUCUGGCUCAGUGGAGUUUCUUGCCAUCUUGUACUUCCUGAGCACCUCCUGAAGUGCUGGAUUCCUUCUGAUGAACUCUUUGAUGACUCUCCUUCCCAGAGGCGAGGUAGAAAGCUUGAGACCCUUCUUGAGAAGUUUUUCUCACUGGUCUUUUACAAUUCAGCUUCAAGUCACUCUCAGAGAUGGGUAUGGGACCUAUGGAUGAUAUUUCUCUGCUCCUCCUCUUCAGGAGUGAAGGCUGUGGCAGCAGGAGCUUGAAAUAUGUGCAAAAGGCAAGUGUGUGGAGGUUGGCUGCUGCACAGCUCCCUCUCUGUGUGGGUCUUCUGUAACAGUGGGAAGUGUUUCACAACAGGAAGAUGGGACUGUGAAACCAUGAGAAGGGAUGGGGGAAUCCAAGGACAGGAAGAACACUUCCAAGUAGGUUAUCGUGUCUAGGUCUCAAUGUGAUCAGUCUCAAGGACAAAUCUCUGUAAGCUGGUAAACAUGCCCUGUGAUCUUAGUCUCCAAUUAGUCUGAAUUCAGCUGAUGAAGAAUACACAAAACUGCUAUUCUUCAGUCAUCUGCUGCUUUCCUUCUGUUGCCAAUGUGGAAGAGGGAGAUGAUCUUUGAACGGUAAGUUCAGUGUUCAGUCAAAGGGAGGAGAGUGAUCAGAAUGAAAUGUUCCUGUUUCUGAGGAUGUCUAAAACAGUGAAACCAUCUGAAGAAAGUGGUUGAAAAGAGGGAUGUGUGUGUGAAAAAUAUAAUUUAGGAUUCCUGUUCUGUCUUUUCUGUCCAUUAUUGUAAAGGACCUUUAAUUUGAGGUAUGGGAGAAAGUUUGCCCUUUGCUAAAGCAGAAGCAGACUGGUCUGUGGACAACUCCACCUGAUAAAUUCUUUGUCCUGAGAGGUGAGAUGCAAGAGAGGAAGAAGAAACAAGCUGGAGGAAAUAAAGUGAUGUAGACCUGCUGUGGGUGUCUGAUGACUUCACCAGAAGUCACACCAGAGACCAACACAUGCAUUUACAUGUCUAGAGGACGAUUCCCAGUUGUGGUUGCAGCAGUUGCCAAACUGUGCUUGGCUCUCAUUUGGUCUUCCCAUGUCUUUAUAUUUCAGCUACACUAAUUACUAAGGGUACAUAUUUUUGCAUAUUCUUUCUGUGAUUCCCUUCCCCGAGAGAGUACGGUUUUUGCAGCUGAGGAGAGAAAUCCCCCUGCACUGCCAUACACACCUCCAGAGUGGCGUGGUCAGUCCCGUUGGCGGAGAACACGACUGCGUGAUGCUGGUGGGUCUUGAGGCGAAAGUGCACGUGCCAGGAGCCAACCUGGGAGUGCUGGUACCAAAUGUAGCUGUGGCCCCCAAACCUCACAGCUGUUCCUGAAAGGAGAAUCAAAGAAAUGUCUCAUUUUUGUGGCACCUUGAGGCUAUGGACUGUAUCAAGCCUUGCCUCUUUUCCUAGCCUGAUGCCACGACUGUUUAGGAGCAGUCCCAUCCACAGCAACCCAUGGAUCCCUGCACUGCAUCUCCCACAGUCCCACUGGGAGCUCCCAGUACUUUUUCUAUGUACUCAGCUGUGAAGCAACCCUGAAAUAUCAGCCUGGCUAUUUUUGUCCUUCAAGGUGCCUUCAGUGUAGUCUACAACACCCUUGAAUUUCUCCAUCCUUACUAAGUUUUUAUAUUCCAUGGUAUCCCCCUAUAUUCCUGCCCUAGUGUUACUGAUCCCUGCUCCCUCCAAUUAUUUCUUGAAGUAUCCUAGAGCCAGUAUAACAAAUAUACUUUAUCUGUCUUUCCUCAAAUUUAUCAGUUACUCUGUGCUUUGCCAGGUCCAGGAUCAAUAUGUGAGAUCACAAAUAAAAAAUUCUGAUCACUGACCUUCA